CCAGACCCCCCCCCCCCCAUGUUCAAGUCCCUGCCACAGGCGAUCGGGCUGCCGUUCCUCUCGCCGGCGGAGGACGCGCAGCUCAAGUUCAAGUCCUCCCCCGCGGGCAUCCAGCGCCUCGCGGGCCCGGAGCGGAUCCCCCCCGCGGACACGGCGUACUGGGCGCAGUGGUACUCCCUCUUCCCCUCCCCCCACGACGUCCCCCCCAUCGUCCGCCCCCCCGACCUCCGCCACGCCCUCCAGCACAACCCCGCAAACCUCGCCACCCUCACCACCCACCUCGCACACCGCCUCUUCACCCUCGUCCCCGACCCCCGCUUCCCCCCCGCCCCCGACCUCUGCGCCCACGCCCUCAGCUGCCUCCGCGUCCUCGGCACCGUCCUCGCCGUCGUCUACGAGGCCGAGGGCGACACCCCCGGAGACAGCUUUGCCGCCACCCAUCUCUGGGCCCGCCAGAAGGCCCCCGCCAGUUCCCACAGCGACACCCAGUUCACGCUCGCGGAUUCCGACGACGACGACGCCGAGCUGGACGCCGGCGCGCGCGCAUUCAAAGCCACCCUCGGCCACCCCCCCGCACCCGCGUCCCCGAUCAGCGAUCCCCUCACCCAGCCCCCCGACGACACCCCACGCCCACAGCAACCAGACGAAUACCUCCCCUCUCUCGCCGAGCGUCUCUUCAGCUGCGCCAUCGACCUCCUCUUUUGCGCCGGCUUCACCCUGCCCCAGAGCGUGAACGGCGAGGACGAGGACGAUAAAAUCAAUUACGUCAUCUGGGAAAAGGGGGUAGGCAGCACAAUCCGGAUAGGCUCCUCCCCCGAACUGGACCGCAACAAGACGGAAGUUUUACGCUUCCUCCUCAUCCUCCUCUCCUCCCCGCUCUACACACCCCCCUCGGCCCUGCACACCACCCCCAACCCCCCGCUGUUCACCCUCACCCACACCCUCGAACGCCGGCUCGUCCUUUCCCUCCUCUGCUCGUUCCUCAACACCUCCCUCACCCGGGACCCAUCGUCCUCGGCCGGCGGCGGGAUAGGCAUAGUCGGCGGGCUCGGCAAGCUCGGAGGGUUCGGCGGCUUGGGGCUCAGGGGAGGCGAGGAGCGAAAGGCGCUGGUGAGGGUUUGUAUGGCCGUCCUGCUCGUCGCGCUCGAUUACAAGAUGGAGGCAAGAGUCGGCCCUGCCGGAGCGCUCGAAGGCGGGUAUGCCGGAACGGUGAUGAGAGGGACCGGGAUGGGAGAAGGAAAGGAGGAAAACGCGUUUAGGUAUUUCCUUUCCAAACUCCACCGCAAAGAAGACUUUACAUUCAUCCUCGAUGGCAUCCUCGCCACCCUCGCUGAAUACCAUACGUCGCUCACCAAUGGCUAUCUACCCGGCGGCGUCGGUGUUGGGAAAAAGGAUAUAGGGUGUCUGCUCCAAACGUACAUUCUUCUCUGGCGACUUGUCGACUUGAACAAGCGAUUCAAAGCGCAUCUCCUCGAACAACCGGGAAAGACGGUAGACUUGGUGGUGUAUAUCCUCGUAACAUGCUUGGAAUUGAAAGAUGAUCCCGCCCAAAACGGCCUCCUCCGCCUCCUCUCCUACCUCCUCCAAACCCUCUCCGCCAACGAACCGUUUGGCAAAUCGCUCAACCAGACCAUCCGCAUACCCGUCCCUGCAAGGUGGGGGGUGACCGGGAGCGCAGUUGAUUUCAUGAUUGUUUCGAUAUACUCUAUAGCAACCACCCCGGGCCUGAACCCGCUCUUCCCAGCACUCACCAUCUCCAUCGCCAACAUCUCCCCUUACAUCACCAACAUUGGCGUCCAAGCUUCGGCCAGGUUGUUGGGUCUGUUUAAAGCGUUUUCAGCACCGAAUUUCUUGUUGGGUGAUGAAGGUCACCCGAGGCUGGUUUAUUAUCUACUCGAAACAUUCAACUCGGUGCUGUACUACCAACUGAACGCGAACCCGAACCUCGUAUACGCCAUCCUCCGAUCGCACAAUGAUUUCCAGACCCUCGCCACGUUUACGUUGAUGUCCGGUCUGAGGGAUAUCAAGCGCAGAAAGUUUUUGCGCGCUGCUGCUGCGGAGAAGAAUGGGCGUCCUGGUUCUGCCGCCACGACCAAUCCCUCCUCCACCAACAGUCUUUUCACUCGACUAGGCGGGGGUGGGGGCGGGGGUGGACGGGACAAUGGGAUCACCUCGGAUGCGGAGAUGAUUGCUGAAAAAGCCGCAUUGUUGGGUCUUGAACCGGAAGAAGAGGAUGAUGUGCAUCUCUCCGGAAGCCAGAGCCAGGGCCAAGGCGAGGGCCAGGGCCAAGGACAAGGGCAUGCGAGCACCCCAAGCGAGGGCGACGUACCAUCCCUAUCCACCACUCCUACCCCUACCCCCAACACUACCACCGCCACCGCCACGCCAGACUACGCUUCCAACCCCCCGCCUCCAUCACGCAGCAUGUCUGAGAAAGCACGGGGCAAGAUGCGCGCAACAGAAUCAACCACCUCCCUCGCCACUACCAACACCCACCCCGGCGGCGGCGGCGGCGGCGGCGGUGGCGGUGGCGGCGGUCAGGAAGAAAGAGUGGAAGACGAUGAAGAAGAAGAAGAAUUGAUGAAGAUUGCGGCAGCGGGAGUGGGGCCGAAUGGGUAUGUCCCCACGCAGGAAUGGGUUUCCAGCUGGCAAAAGGGCCUCCCGCUCGAUCCCGUCCUCGUCGCCAUCUCUGAACUGCUACCAAAGAUCCGAGAAACCCAACCGCUCGUUGGCGCGCCUAGUGAAAAAGUGUUCAACAUCCUCAAAGACGUCGAGCUCGCAGACGUCUUGCCGCCUGCACCGCCCAUUACCCCUAGACGGUUCCAAUGGUCGCCCGCAUCAUGUAUCUGGCUCACCUCUCUUCUCUGGGGGGAUAUCUACGUCGCAGGCCUGACAAGUAUCGGCUCAUGGAAGGAUACCCAAGUGAGGUUGUUUGGGAUCAAGCAGGCGCCUGUGAGGGGACGCGGCGCGCAAGUGGGCAGGGUUUUGAAAAUGAUGGGUGUUGUUUAAAACGAGACGAUUAAGAACAUGUCGCAGAAAAGGGGGGGGAAUGAAAGAGAAAAAAGAAAAAAAAACAAGAGUGGUGAGAUAGGUAUAAUUGUGUAGAGGCAUUUCGUUCGUUUUCUUUUACAAAAACCCCUUUUUUUGUGGAUAUUUGGAUUUUCUGUCUCUUCGUAGAUAUACAGGGGAUGCAUCUUCUUUUUAUCAACCUCGAGUCUAAAAGUUUAAACAGAGGUUCCCCUAUCUGUUAUAGCCACUUUGUGGGAUGUCUUGGCGUGAUGCUUUGAUUUACGCUUUUUGUUGGAUUUUCUAGUGAUAUA
Messenger RNA from Cryptococcus deneoformans JEC21, 3320 nucleotides. Its product is annotated as expressed protein. Lineage: Eukaryota; Fungi; Basidiomycota; Tremellomycetes; Tremellales; Cryptococcaceae. The transcript has 11 exons. Gene Ontology annotation, cellular component: Golgi trans cisterna; Golgi medial cisterna; membrane. Bases 19 to 3009 code for a protein of 996 amino acids. The record is from RefSeq and is a predicted model, not a curated record.